Molecule: messenger RNA, 1836 nt
Organism: Closterium sp. NIES-65
Lineage: Eukaryota; Viridiplantae; Streptophyta; Zygnematophyceae; Desmidiales; Closteriaceae
Source: the annotation of a GenBank genome assembly
AUGGGGGCCAUGCCGGGAGCAGUGGCGAUGCGUGAGGCGGAUAGGUUGGUGGAGGAGGGGCGGGGAGAGGUGGAGUGGAAGGUGAGAGAAGCACUCAAGUAUGAAUGGAGGGUGGAAGGGGACGGAGAAGGGGAGGGCGUGGGCGGGGAAGGGGGAGAGGGCAGGCGGAACGUGAUGGUGGUGGGGGACUCGCUGAGCCUGCAGCUCGCGCACGCCCUGCGCUACAACGUGCGCGUGGGCUCGGACGACCCCAAGGAGCGCGUGCGGCGCGGACGCAUCUCGGUGCUGUGCAAAAGGUGGCUCACCAAGCGCGUGCAGGGCUCGUGGGUGGACGAUCUGCGGGGGGAGAACGUGUCGAUUCUGAUUGUCAACCGCGGCGCGCACUUCACCCCGCACGAGUCAUUUGCGUGGGAGGUUUCCGGGCAGCUGGCUUGGUUGCGGGAGCAGUUUCCGGAUCUGCUGAUUGUUGUGCGCGGGACGCCGGCGGGGCAUAGGGAGUGCAUGCGUUACGACCGUCCCUUGGAAAAGAAGGUUGGAAAGGAUAAUUCGAGUGAUAGUGAUAGGCGUGGUGGGAGUUUUGAGCAUGUAGAUAAGUAUAAUUGGGAGAAGUUUGCGCACCAGAAUGAAGUUGCGAGGAAAGUGGCGGAGGCGGUGGGGGCUGUGUAUAUGGAUGUGGAGAGUAUGACUGAGCUGAGGCCGGAUUCCCAUAGAGGGGCCAAGGAUUGCCUUCAUUACUCCAUUAUAAUGGCUGCAGAGGAGGAGUUACGGCCGGUAGAGGCGAAUAAAGACGUGGCCGAAGCGGGAGAAGCCGCAGAGGAGAUGAAAGCGGUCGAUGGGGCGUCGGAGGAAGGGCAGGAGGACGACGGGAGCGAGGAUUUCAACAAACUGAUUCCGGAUUCCGAUUCGUCAGAUUCGGAAGCGAGUGAAGGGGAGGGGGGAAGCGACGAGGAGGAGGAGGAGGAAGAGGGAAGGGGCGAGAAGCGAGAGGGUGCGUCUGGAGCCAGUCUGGCAGCGGCGCAAGCUCAAGCGGAGAGAAAAUCCGCAUUGCAGGCGGCGCGAUUGGCGCGCGAGCAGAAGCGCGCAGAUGCAGCGGCGGAGCGGAAGGAGCGGCGCGCGCUGAAGGACCUGUUGCGGCGGCCGUGGGAGGCGGGGGAAGCCGGCGGGGGAGAUGGCGGAGAGGAUGGGGGGAAAGAGGAGGAGGUGCAGGGGAGUGAUGCUGAGGGGGAGGAGGGGGAGGAGGGGGAGGAGGGGGAGGAGGGGGAGGAGGGGGAGGAGGGGGAGGAGGGUUCAGAAGGCGAGGGGGAUGAUGAGGAAGAGGAGGAGGAAGAUGAGGAAGAGGAAGGAGAGGAGGGAGAAGAGGGAGAAGAGGAAGAUGAAGAGGAAGAGGGCGAGGAGAGCGAAGAGGAAGGGGAGGCAGAAGAAGGGGAGGAGGGGGAGGAGCGAGAGGGGCGGGAGGGCGAUGGCGCGGGUCAUGCGGCGGAGGAGAGCGACUCCUCGGAGGACGAGGUGCGCCCGCUCUCCCCCUCCCACUCUCCCCCCUCCCACUCUCCCGCCCUCCCACUCUCCCGCCCUCCCACUCUCCCGCCCUCCCACUCUCCCGCUCUCCCACUCUCCCGCCCUCCCGCUCUCCCCCUCCUUCUCCCUCUCCCGCCCCGCCCUCUCUCCCCAACUCCCACUCUCCUGCCCUCCCACUCUCCCGCCCUCCCACUCUCCCGCCCUCCCACUCUCCCGCCCUCACGCUCUCCCGCUCUCCCCCUCCUCCCUCUCCCGCCCUCCCACUCUCCGCCCCUCCCACUCUCCGCCCCUCCCACUCUACCGUUCCUUCUCGUCCCCUAG